Aspergillus calidoustus is the source of this 765-nucleotide messenger RNA. The record is from the annotation of a GenBank genome assembly. Lineage: Eukaryota; Fungi; Ascomycota; Eurotiomycetes; Eurotiales; Aspergillaceae.
AUGGUCGAGCAAACACUUGCUGGCAAAGUAGCCAUCGUCACCGGAUCAUCGUCUGGCAUCGGCGCAGCCAUUGUACGAGAACUCUCAUCUCGGGGAGCCAACACGGUCGUCAGCUAUCCAUUCCCAAACCUAAAGGAUGAGGCGGAUGCCGUCGUCGCCUCGCUUCCAUCUCCGGCGAUUGCUGUGCUCGGCGACAUGGCACAAAUCGAGACACCACAGAAGCUAGUCGAUGCCGCGUUAGCACAAUGGAACCGCAUCGAUAUUCUUGUCAACUCAGUGGGGUUGGCCGUCAACAAGCCAUUUGAGGAUCAAACAUUGAAGGACUGGGACCUGCUUGUCAAUGUCAAUGGGCGAGGUACAUUCCUCAUGACGCAGACUGUUCUACCACAUCUUACCAAGGGCACGGGGCGGAUCGUCAAUAUCGCCAGUAUAUCGGCUCGAGGACCGCCGCCGAAUCAGACGAUAUAUGCAGGAACGAAAGGGAUGGUCGACUCAUUCACAAAGUGCUGGGCGAAGGAACUUCCACCAAAGUACGGCUGCACGGUCAACUCGGUCAGCCCAGGUCCAACUCGAACAGAAGGCUUUGCCGCCGCGGGCGAGGAGCAGAUGAAGGUCCUCCAGCCGAUUAUCGACCAAACGCCCGUUGGACCGCGGAUGGCGCAGCCGGAUGAGAUUGCUUACGCCGUAGCAUUUCUGUGCGAGGAAAGGGCGCGAUGGAUCAAUGGGGUGCAUUUGAUUGCAUCGGGGGGGUUGUUUAUUGACUAG